UCGAUCUCAUCCUAACAACCAUGGCUAAGACUAAGCUUGUUGCUCUUUCCUUCAUAGUUUUGCUGAGCAUCGGCCUCUCCGAGGCAGGCCGAGCCUUGACAUCUUCAGGUGGAGGUGGUGGUGGCGGAGAAGGCGGUGGGGGAGGUGGUGGCUCUGGAAACGGCUCCGGUUCAGGCUAUGGUUCCGGCUCCGGUUAUGGUGAAGGAGGUGGAUCCGGGGCUCAUGGUGGUGGGUACGGAAGAGGUGGAGGCGGCGGUGGCGGAGGCGGUGAAGGUGGAGGUAGCGGAUCUGGCUAUGGGUCCGGAAGCGGGUACGGGUCUGGCUCUGGAUAUGGCGCCGGUGGAGGGCACCGUGGAGGCUACGGAAGUGGUGGAGGUGGUGGGGGUGGCGGUGGCUCCGGCGGAGGGAAUGGAAGUGGAAGUGGAUCGGGCCAUGGAUCCGGCAGUGGCUCAGGGUACGGCCAGGGUGGUGGUGCCCAUGGAGGUGGUCACGGAAGCGGUGGUGGUGGCGGCGGUGGCUCGGGCUCUGGGUCAGGUUCUGGUUCCGGCUAUGGUUCAGGCAAUGGGUCUGGAUAUAGGAGUGGACCCAUAAUUAACUCCUAGGCCAGUUAGCUUGAGGUUGAAGCCCUUCCGCGUUCUACACUUCUACUCCACGUACCGCAGACUGCCUCGCUCACUCUCUCCCUGCGCCUUUUUGUUUUUUUGCUUGUGCGCAUUUUGUAAUAAAAAAUGGAUGGGCUUUUGGUUCUGAAUAAAUGUUAAAUUCCUUGUUCUUAGCAGUGGAAGAAAAAUUUGUUAAUCUUGCAUUAGUUUUUAUUUGUGAGAUAUUUUCGUGUCAUUGGUCCAUA
This is a messenger RNA of Phoenix dactylifera (date palm), 847 nucleotides long. RefSeq lists its product as uncharacterized. Lineage: Eukaryota; Viridiplantae; Streptophyta; Magnoliopsida; Arecales; Arecaceae. The record is from RefSeq and is a predicted model, not a curated record.